This is a messenger RNA of Lingula anatina, 2046 nucleotides long. RefSeq lists its product as uncharacterized. The record is from RefSeq and is a predicted model, not a curated record. NCBI's taxonomy places the organism in Eukaryota, Metazoa, Brachiopoda, Lingulata, Lingulida, Lingulidae.
GUUGUGUAUUCAUUACACCAUUAGAUAUCACUGCAAACAGCGAUACCACAGGUGUUGAAAAUAUCAUGGAAGACAGCAGUAAAAAGGGGAUAUUCCUCUUCUUGUUAGUAGUUCUCGUUUAUUGGGUCCAUUUUACGCAAGGGGCGUGUUAUCCACCAAGGUACGGUAUACAGACCCGCAGCACUCGUCAACGGUACACCACGGGCUGCGGCUUCUGGGGCUGGGGACGAUGUUCAAGAUACCGAUAUGUAACAACAUAUCAAUGUGUGUUUUUGGCAGUUGACGGAGGCUGGGGUGCCUGGUCACACUGGUCAGCGUGUGGAAGCUUCUGUGGUCAAAGCACCAGACUGAGGCUACGAUCAUGUAAUAACCCGCAUAAACAAAAUGGCGGCCGUGACUGUGUCGGGAGUAAUGUUCAAAAAGAGUCGUGUGACGAAGGGUUUUGUUCAGGAUCGCCUUGUCCUAGUGGUUUCACUAAAAUCUCAGAGAACUGGUGUCUGUACAUUUCCGGUAAAAAUGUACUAAAAACCUACAGCGAUGCCAACACGUUCUGCACUUCAUUGUCAAAACACGCACGCUUGGUGACGAUCAAACAUAAAGCAGAACAAGAUAUAAUCGUUAAAAAGUUGCCAGCACAUGCUGAUUGUUGGAUAGGUCUAGACGACAGGACAACCGAGGGACAGUUCGUGUUCAGCGACGGCACCAAAUUAGGGCAAGGGUCCUUCACCCACUGGGAAGAGGGCAGUCCUUCCAAAAGUACGUUGGCCGACUGUGUGUUCAUAGAUGGGAAGGGAGCUGGAUACAUGUGGAGAGAUACCAGGUGUGAGGAGAGGAAAAUGUUCAGCUGUGAAAUUCGAGCAAAAAUGAUAUCAACCUCCUUAAUUGGCUGAUCCGUUUAUUGAUUCCUUUGCACCCAACGGAUUUUGUUAUGUUGUCGUGUUGUGAAAGCGCUCUUGUGUGUAGAAUUGAAUACAAAUCCCAACAGACAAACGACAUUGAUUCACCGUUGAAUCAACGUUAAUUUUGGUGGAUCAACGCUGAAUCAACGUAGAAUCAGUGUCGUUUGCCUGCUGGGAAUGCUUUAUUUAAAAAGCAGAAGGACUGUUUUUAAUCCAACUGCAACGCUCACAAGGCGUUUAAACAUUGCUAUGCCACUCAGUUUCUUAUAAUUUGCCGCACAUGUUGGGCUAAAUAUUUGGUGACCAUUGGUUUACUUGGUGACUUCUUUAGUUGUACUGAUUAUAAAUCUGCCUAUCCAAUGUAUAGGCUUUGCCUGUAGCACAAAUAUUGUAACAUAGUAAAUCUAUUCACAAUUACAAAGUGAAACUUAUACACUUUAAAUAGUUAAAUACUUACUCGCUGAAUGCGUUUCUUCCAUGUCUUUUUUAUCCAAAUUCUGUAAUAAGGUUUAUGCGUACAUUGUAUGGGCAUCUUGUCUUUUUUAAACCCCGCGUUGUUUUAAAUGAAUCAUUGUUACACUGUAGGUGCUUGACUUUCUACUGUAAUUAGAAUAUCUAUCGCUUAUCAUUACCAUAAUAUCAUAUCCUUUGGCUAGUAAAGUAAUAAAACACCUGAAUGCAUUGUAUCUUUGUUUGGCAGAAAAUUCAUAUUUUAUUUCAGAAUGUAUGCUGUAAAGGUUUAAUGUGGAUUGGAUAAAAUUAACCCAAGCUUAUGUGUCAACCAUGCGUGAGCUAAACAAUGUUUUAUCUAUAUACAUCGCCAUUAUAUUGGGUUACUAUAUACACAUGUAUGAAAGCAAAAAAAAGCGAGCUGCUGUAUUGUGAGCUUUUAUUACUGUCAUCUAGUCACCAAACAAGUCUUGGUCUCCGGAAAAGAGGCUAUUCCCCUGAAUAGCCUCAUUCCCUGAUGAAGAUUUUCUGUCAGACAUCGAAAUAUUGAGGUAAACUAUUUCAAUAUUAAGCCGUUGAUUGAAAAUGAGUUACUUUAUUCUUGCAAAUAGUUAUACUUGUAAAGUCAAAACGUAAAUGCUCAAUUGCCUUUUGCCUUGUCUACAUUCCUGUUGCUGCAUAAACGUGUGAUCUAUAA